Ixodes scapularis (black-legged tick) is the source of this 551-nucleotide messenger RNA. RefSeq lists its product as uncharacterized. The transcript is spliced from 3 exons. Gene Ontology annotation, molecular function: enzyme activator activity. NCBI's taxonomy places the organism in Eukaryota, Metazoa, Arthropoda, Arachnida, Ixodida, Ixodidae. The record is from RefSeq and is a predicted model, not a curated record. Gene Ontology annotation, cellular component: extracellular region. The coding region runs from base 195 to 551 and encodes 118 amino acids. Gene Ontology annotation, biological process: digestion; lipid catabolic process.
GCAAAGCCUGGCAUUUGAGCAAAAGUAGACAGCCUUUCCAUCUACAAGCUAUCCUUCCAAUCAGAGCUUGAAGCUCUGAAGUCACCGCAAGCUCUCACCCCCUCCCCCUCCUUCAGUUUCUCUCCAUAUAAAAAGAGGUCGGGAUUGGUUUCAGGUUAAAGUGUGACUGCAGAUUAAGCAGCAAGAGCCCAGCCAUGAAGACAUUUUGCUUAGCGCUUGCUUUGACCGUCAUCGUGGCCGCACUGUUGGCAGAUGUCAACGCCGAAUUCAAAGGACAGCAGCCAGUUGUGCCCGACUUCCCUUUCGGCCCUACUCCCCGUCCUACUCCUGGACGUCAAGGCCAGCCGUGUAGCCCCAGCGCGCCUUGCGGGAGCGGAUUGUGCUGCUUACAAUCACGCAAUGGGAAUCGUCCCUCUUCCACCUGCCAGCCUAAAGGAGGAUACGGAAUGCCGUGUUCAGAAGACUCGAUCAAGGGCGGCACCUAUACUCACCUAUGCCCGUGUCUAACAGGUUACACCUGCCCAUAUGGUCCAAACGCCAAAUGUCAAUAA